Messenger RNA from Sapajus apella (tufted capuchin), 3174 nucleotides. It is a transcript of the gene CTBP1, whose product is annotated as C-terminal binding protein 1. The record is from RefSeq and is a predicted model, not a curated record. Gene Ontology annotation, molecular function: NAD binding; transcription corepressor activity; oxidoreductase activity, acting on the CH-OH group of donors, NAD or NADP as acceptor. The transcript has 10 exons. Lineage: Eukaryota; Metazoa; Chordata; Mammalia; Primates; Cebidae. The coding region runs from base 1114 to 2406 and encodes 430 amino acids.
GCUGCGCCGCAUGCAUUGGUGUCUCUGGAGGCUGGAGACGGUCGGCAUGUGUGCUUGAAUCCUGCAGAGGGAAGUGAGGGGCGGAGACUCGUCUGUAAGGCGUCUCGCAGGGGCGGCCUCCCAGCGCACCCCCAGGGUCUUAGGCCGGGCUGAGCAGCACCUCUUGGCCUGGCAGGCAGUCGCCUCUGCCUGUGCCUGCACACUGCGGCUGGUGGCCGGCUUCUGGCCUGGUCCGCCAGACAUCAGCUGCACCUUGGGGUCAGCCCCUGUGUGGUGUCUUCAUGCCAGAGCAGGGGCCGGAUGUGGGCGGCUCAGUGACACCCUCCCCAGGGCUGGGUGAUAUGGGCACUCCCAGCUCCCUGUACAUCCCAGGGCUGCGUGCCUGGAAGGCUUGGCCCCUCAGGUGCCCCCCCGCCGCUGUGCAUUUGGCCAUCAAGGUCCGUGCCCUCAGCUUCCUGCCAGGCCCUGGCCUAGCAGUCAGGAAGAGCUGAGCAGUGCUUUCGGGACAAUCAAGGGAGCGUCGCUGGGGUGCUCCGAGGGUCAGAGGUGGAGACGGCAUGGCCCAGGGCAGGCAGUGGCAGGCUGGAUGCUGAAAACCCGGCAGCACCUUUCCCGGUGGCUCCUGGGAAUUGGCCACAUGAGAUAGAAGCUUCCAGAACAGUAGGCAGAGCCUUCCUCAGUUUCCCUGCCCACAGCACGCACCCUCUGUCCUGUCCUCCGUCCCCUGGUUCUUGGACACUGGGGACAUCUGGGUGCAGCUAGAGCCUGUGGGGGUGGCCUUAGCCCUGGGGGGCGGUUCCCAAGAGGUGACAUAGGGGCCACUGGAGCCCGGUCUCGGGCCUGGCACUGCCACCUCGGGGUGAGUGCCCCUCACAUGUUUGGCGGGAGCCAGGGCCCCUGGCUGACAGCAGGCCCCUGAGUCCAGUAAGACUUUGACCCCGACGCAGGCUUCAGUGAUUGCCGUGGAUCAGAAGCCUGAGCGCUUUGGCUCGAGACAAUUAAGGACGUGGGAUGAGGCUCCGAGACAGGACGCGGUUCUGCCUGGGGAUCCUGAAGAUAAAAAGCUUUGAAAAGUCGAAUUCAUGGUCGUGGAAGCCGAGCCCAUAUUAAGAGAUGUCAGGUGUCCGACCUCCGAUCAUGAACGGGCCCCUGCACCCGCGGCCCCUGGUGGCACUGCUGGAUGGCCGGGACUGCACGGUGGAGAUGCCUAUCCUGAAGGACGUGGCCACUGUGGCCUUCUGUGACGCUCAGUCCACGCAGGAGAUCCACGAGAAGGUCCUGAAUGAGGCCGUGGGGGCCCUGAUGUACCACACCAUCACACUCACCAGGGAGGACCUGGAGAAGUUCAAAGCCCUGCGCAUCAUAGUCCGGAUCGGCAGUGGUUUUGACAACAUUGACAUCAAGUCGGCCGGGGAUUUAGGCAUCGCCGUCUGCAACGUGCCUGCAGCGUCUGUGGAGGAGACAGCCGACUCGACGCUGUGUCACAUCCUGAACCUGUACCGGCGGGCCACCUGGCUGCACCAGGCGUUGCGGGAGGGCACGCGAGUCCAGAGCGUGGAGCAGAUCCGAGAGGUGGCGUCCGGCGCCGCCAGGAUCCGUGGGGAGACCUUGGGCAUCAUUGGACUCGGUCGUGUAGGGCAGGCGGUGGCGCUGCGAGCCAAGGCCUUCGGCUUCAACGUGCUCUUCUACGACCCCUACCUGUCAGACGGCGUGGAGCGGGCACUGGGGCUGCAGCGCGUGAGCACCCUGCAGGACCUGCUGUUCCACAGCGACUGCGUGACGCUGCACUGCGGCCUCAACGAGCACAACCACCACCUCAUCAAUGACUUCACCGUCAAGCAGAUGAGACAAGGGGCCUUCCUGGUGAACACGGCCCGGGGUGGCCUGGUGGACGAGAAGGCGCUGGCCCAGGCCCUGAAGGAGGGCCGGAUCCGCGGCGCGGCCCUGGACGUGCACGAGUCGGAACCCUUCAGCUUUAGCCAGGGCCCCUUGAAGGACGCACCCAACCUCAUCUGCACCCCCCACGCCGCAUGGUACAGUGAGCAGGCAUCCAUCGAGAUGCGAGAGGAGGCAGCACGGGAGAUCCGCAGAGCCAUCACAGGCCGGAUCCCAGACAGCCUGAAGAACUGUGUCAACAAGGACCAUCUCACGGCCGCCACCCACUGGGCCAGCAUGGACCCCUCGGUUGUGCACCCAGAGCUCAAUGGGGCCGCCUACAGCAGGUACCCUCCUGGCGUGGUGGGUGUGGCCCCCACUGGCAUCCCAGCUGCUGUGGAAGGCAUCGUGCCCAGCGCCAUGUCCCUGUCCCACGGCCUGCCCCCUGUGGCCCACCCGCCCCACGCCCCUUCUCCCGGCCAAACUGUCAAGCCCGAGGCGGAUCGAGACCACGCGAGUGACCAGUUGUAGCCCGGGAGGAGCUCUCCAGCCUCGGUGCCUGGGCGGAGGGCCGGAAGCCUCUCGGACCCGAGUGUGCAGAGGAGGUGCCUGUGUGGCAGCCCUGGCGCUGCAGAGACUGCCGGGCGGUGCAGGAGGCGGGUGGGCAGCGCCGGUCCCGUGUCGGUUGUCGUCCGUCCCGUGGGCUCUCUGUCCUGUGUCGUUCGCGUCCCUCGUUAAGCAGAAGAAGUCAGUAGUUACUCUCCCAUGAACGUUCUUGUCUGUGUACAGUUUUUAGAACAUUACAAAGGAUCUGUUUGCUUAGCUGUCAACAAAAAAAACCUGAGGGAGCAUUCGGAAAUCAAUUGGAGGUUAUUUUUUCCUUUUCUAUGUUGGAACGUGCCCCAGAUGAGGCAGUUGGCAAACUUCUCAGGACAAUGAAUCCAUCCCGUUUUUCUUUUUAUGCCACACAGUGCAUUGUUUUUUCUACCUGCUUGUCUUAUUUUUAGAAUAAUUUAGAAAAACAAAACAAGGCUGUUUUUCCUAAUUUUGGCAUGAACCCCCUUGUUCCAAAUGAAGACGGCAUCACGAAGCAGCUCCAGGAGAAGCUUGGGCGGUGCCCGGCACGCCCGCUGCCCGCCGAUGUCUGUCCUGGGGACGCGGAGGGUGGCAGCGUCCCCGCCUGCACCGGUGCCGUCCUGCUGAUGUGGUAGGCUAGCAAUAUUUUGGUUAAAAUCAUGUUUGUGACUGUAACCAUUUGUAUGAAUUAUUUUAAAGAAAUAAAAAUCCCGGAAAGAGCCA